UAUCAAGACUAGAGGCUCUAGUAGAGCUCCCUAGCUACACUUAGCAACCAAGCAGCGAGCACAUGGAGAGCCUCAAGUCAGAUCUAAAGAAUGUACAAGGCGUGAUAAAGGAUCUCCUGAGCCAGCUAAGUGGAGAACUUCCCGUAGCCUCAUGGAGGUUCCCUGAGAAGCUGGCUGCAAAUCUGGACCCUCUGGAGGAGCUCCAAUCACGUGAUCGGGAGGAGGAGGGGCUGGGGGACCUCAAGACAUUGCUCAUGGAGCUCCUUGUGGACAGACUUCUGUUUUUGCUCCAAUGUUGCGUUCGAUUCUCGGAGACGAGUCAGGGUCAAAAGUUCACAUCCCUCCCCCUCACGCUGGGAUCUACAGUGAAGAAAUUUUCUCGCAAAAUCCAGCAUGACUACGCAUCACUCAAAAAAACAACGGAGAAGGUGUUGGUGAGGGAGGAGCACAUAGCUGUUCUUGAGGCUACUGUAUCAGAGCUGCAGUCCCAGUCACCACUACCUCACAGCCACUCCAUCACCACUGUACCCUCUCAUGAUCCCAUGCCAAUCGAACCUCCGUCUCUUGUUCCCUACGAGGCUCUGGGUACUAUGAAAAUUAACCGUCUCUAUUCCUCAGUGGCUAUUAAACCCUCAACCAAAUCUAUAAUCGAGGUCAAGCGCACUCCGACAUUAACUCGAGGCUGCAGUAUAUCCACACAAACUACAGAAACUGGAUUUGCACUGUGUGUGCAGUGUGCAGGCACUCACCAAACAUUAGUGGAGCUAGCGGACACUGUGAUUAAUACAUCCUCCACACACAAGCUGAAGAGUGAGCUAUCAACCAGAGACUGGGCAGGUCUUGUCAGUGUUGGUGGAUUGGACACUAGAGAAUGGGCUGGCUGCUUCACAACUGACUUGAAUGCGUUGAGUCAUCGUGCUAGUUCACAGGAGUGUCGAGUGGAGGAGCUGGAGGGACAGCUGGUAGAGCAGAGGGAGAUGGUACUAGCAAUGGAGGGGGAGAUAGCCUCACUCACAGCUCAUGUCAACCACCUACAAGCUAAUGUGGAGGAGGUGAGACAGGUGGGUGACAAGUCAUUGGCCAGUACCCAGCGAAUGUUGGGAGCUCAGUUGAGGGAGUUGAGAGAGAGUGUGGGUCGACUAGAGACUGCUAAUGGUGUGGUGUGUGAGGAACUGGGGGUAUCACGGAAACAGGAGUCAUUGCUCAAGGCUAGAAUGGCAGAAAUAGAGGCCAGGAGAACAGAGGUUUUACGAGAGCUCCAAGCUGUGCAGAGCAGAGAGAUGAGGCUGCUCUCAUCACAACAGACAUUGGAGAGGGAGCUGGAGGUGGCCGUGGGAGAGAGGGCAAAGGUCAAGGAGGCCCUUGAGGAGAACAAGCUUCAACUGACUAAAACUAAGAUCGCCUCACAGACAAUGGAAAAGAAGAACAAGGCCAUUUUCUCAAAGCAAUCCUCUCUGCUGUCUCGACUGGGCCAAUUGGAUGAGGAAUGUGAUGAUAUGCGAGGGAGGCUGUGGGGGGUGGAGCGUGAGAGGGAGGCACUGUGCGAGGAGCUGACUGACAUACAGGCCCAAUGUGUGGGCCUCAGGGCAGAACUGGACACUGAGAAGGAGAAGCUGUCAGUGUCCGUGAGUGAGGGGGAGCGACUGAGAGGUGUCUGCUGUGAACUGGAGACUCAGAUCAAGACCACAAUGACACAACUGGACGCAGAGAGGGAGAGAUGCAGGCUGCUGAUGGACUACCCGUUUGUGAAGCAGACUAGAACUGGUUAUGUGGAGCACAUCCGUUCCUUGUCAACAAGAGAAUCACAGAAGCAGAUCUCAGCCAAUACUGUGCGGAUACUUUUACUAGAGGAGCAGAACUCUGAAUUGAGAGAGAGGGGCGUAGCAGAGGUCAGGGAGAGAGGGACCAACUCUGCACCACUGUUACGAGCCCCAGUGCGUAUGUGGAGGGAUGGACUACUAACCCAAGUGCACAGUGAACAGGCCAUGGCCAGACAAGCAGCCUCAAGCAAGCAGCACUCUAAUGAUGAUCGAGUCGUCUCCCCCAUGAUCAGACCACCGUCCUCGGGCUCUCUCAAAGGUCGCUUAGGUCACCUCGUCACAGCCAUUGCUGAUCAUCGCUCCAAUGUGGACAAUUCAUUAUAAACAUUGAACAGUUAUUCUGUUUCAUUAACAUCAUCAUAAUUAGUCAUAACCGGUUAUAUCGAAGAAUUUUUUACAAUGGUGAUAUAAAUG
Molecule: messenger RNA, 2234 nt
Organism: Halichondria panicea
Lineage: Eukaryota; Metazoa; Porifera; Demospongiae; Suberitida; Halichondriidae
Product: coiled-coil domain-containing protein 157-like
Exons: 9
Coding region: 63-2144 (693 amino acids)
Source: RefSeq, a predicted model, not a curated record